CCGUGGCUGUCAGUGACGUGUUGCACUAUAUUUCUAAAUAACUUAAAUUAAAUAUAUUUUGUGUAGAGAGUGUUAAAACAUGUCGCAAUUUGGUGGGCCUAACGAUUUCUAUGCCUCUGGGCCGGCAGAUAACAGCUAUAACUUCGACAUGCCCGAGUUUGGCCAAGAACUCAAUUUCCAGAGUUUCGACAAUACACAGACCUCGGUGCCACCGAGCUUUGAUGCGCCCUAUAGUAACGCGCCAAAUCAAGGACUUGGCGGCUUUUACGAUCCAACAGCCUACACAGAUAAUACCUACGCACAGGACAAAUCAUUUAAUCAAACUGGCGCUGCCGGCGCCACUGCCACGGGCAACGAGUUCGACGAUGAGCCGCCGCUGCUGGAAGAACUGGGCAUCAAUCCAAAUCACAUCUUCCAAAAGACUUUGGCCGUGCUUAAUCCCUUGCGCGGCACAGAGCAACAAAUUCUCCAGGAUACGGACAUGGCUGGUCCAUUGGUCUUUUGUCUUACACUCGGUGGCAUUCUCCUGCUGAGCGGUAAAGUUACAUUCUCGUAUAUCUAUGGCAUUGGAGUGAUGGGCUGCAUAUUUUUCUAUUGUCUGCUGUCACUGAUGGUCACUCGCUCCCAAGUGACCUUUGGCGCGGUCGCCUCCGUACUGGGCUAUUGUCUGUUGCCCAUGGUCGUGCUUUCCGGCAUAAACAUUUUAAUCACUAUUCAGGGUACACUCGGCCUAAUUGUGAGCGGCAUCGCUAUACUCUGGUGCGCCAUAUCGGCAUCGAAACUAUUCGCCACGGCAUUCUCCAUGGACCAUCAACAGCUGUUGAUUGCCUAUCCGUGUGCGGUGCUCUAUGGAGGAUUUGCGUUGAUUACCAUUUACUAGGCGUCCGCCCCGAGGCAACCACUGUGGCAACUGUCUCUGUCUCUGGCUCCGUGUCCCUGUGUCCUUGUGUUUCUCUUUCUAUCCUCUCUCCUUGUGUAUUGCAAUAUUGUUGCAUGAUUUUAAUCGUCCUACACAGACACAGACACAUGCACACACCCACACACACGGCACAUAACCAGAGACACACACAUUGUCCAUAGAGAUGAUAAUAUUUUAAGAAAAUAAGCGCCGAUUGCAAAUUUGUUUUUCAUAUGUUUUUCAGCUUCGAUGCCGUGUAAUAAAUUUAAUUGAAAAAAGUAAAAAAGAAGUUAACAAAUUGAAA
Messenger RNA from Drosophila innubila, 1202 nucleotides. RefSeq names its product protein YIPF5 (gene Yip1d1). The transcript is spliced from 6 exons. Lineage: Eukaryota; Metazoa; Arthropoda; Insecta; Diptera; Drosophilidae. The record is from RefSeq and is a predicted model, not a curated record. Gene Ontology annotation, biological process: endoplasmic reticulum to Golgi vesicle-mediated transport; vesicle fusion with Golgi apparatus. Bases 80 to 880 code for a protein of 266 amino acids. Gene Ontology annotation, cellular component: trans-Golgi network; membrane.